CCCUUAUCCACUAUAAGUAUGGAAACGAACUUGUUCAAACGGACUUCGCUUGGAAAGAGAGAUCACUGUUGGUAAUAUGAGAUCACAGUCAACAAUGAAAUUACACGUGCUGCUCGCCGUUUCCUUCACCUGGGCUUUCCACGAGGCGCCCCCGCCCAAGUACCAGCAUCGUGACCCCGCGACCUCCGAGGUACACCUGUGCGACCAGUGCCCCCCCGGAACGGCCGUCCAGCAGCACUGCUCCGCCGACUCCCCCACCGCGUGCGCGCCCUGCCCGGAUAGCCACUUCUCGGAGCAGUGGCACUGGGGCGACUCCUGCCAGUACUGCACCUCCGUCUGCAAGGAGAGGCAAAUGGUGCGUCGGGAGUGCAACAGCACACACGACCGGCUCUGCGAGUGCAUCAAGGGCUACUACCUGGUGGUGGAGUUCUGCGUCAGGCACUCAACCUGCCCUCCCGGGUAUGGCGCCGCUGUGCUCGGCACACCAGUAAGUGACACUCUCUGUGAGAAAUGUCCGGAGGGCUACUUCUCCAGUGCAGAGUCUGCAACAGAACUGUGCGUCCCCCACAGGAAGUGCACUGACCUACGCACCCUCCAUCCCGGGACAGCCACACAGGACACAGUUUGCGAGGGUGAGGCCGCUGUAUGCUCCACCCAGCGCCUGCAGUGCCACACAGAAGUGACUCUCUGUGAGGAGGCCAUUUUCCAGUUCCUAGUAUCACAGAGGCUGUCUGCAGCACAGAUGGACCGGCUGAUGGAAAACCUACCUGGCAGGAAGGUAGACCGGAAGAAUGUGGAGCGUGUGAAGAAGGCUUGCAGCCCCCAGCAGCAAAUCCUGCAGCUCCUUAGGCUAUGGAGGGAACAGAACAAAGACCAGGACAAGCUCUCCAGCAUUAUUCGAGGUGUGGACCACUGCGAAAGGAAAGUGUCUAGGUGCACCAGCCUGAAGAACCUGACCCUCAGCGACCUGAUUGCCGUGACAGAGAGCCUGCCAGGGAUGAAGGUGAAGGAGGAAGAUGUUCGGGAGGUGGUGAAAACCUGCCAGUCUCAGCAGUACAUCCUGCAGCUCCUGCGGCUGUGGAAGGCGCGGAACGGCGAGCAGGACAUCGCCAAAGGCCUGGCCCAAAGCCUGCGAAGGCUGCGCUCCCGCGAUGUUUCGCGCGAGCUGCUCCGGAGCAUCCGGAGGAUCGGCCGGAUCUUCAGCUCCGCCUCCAUACACAAGAUGCACGAGAAAAUGUUCCUGCACAUGAUUCAAGACAGCAAGUGCUUUAAAUCAAAGUCCUACAAUGACUAGCCCCCCCAACUUCUAUACCAUCUACCCUGACCCCUCCCCCCCCCACCCCAACCCAACCCAACCCCACCUUACCUCAUCCUGACCUAAAACCUAAAACUAUUUAAAAAGAAAUAAGUUGUACAUAAUCCGCAAUCUCAAAGAAACCUGAACUGUUCGAAUUUUGCGAUGAGCAUGUUCAAUUCUGUCACUGGUUAGAUGGAAUAGAUGGAUUUCACACUGAAACGUUAUUCCAUCCGUUCUAGUUGGACUGCUGAAAAACGAGGCUCCCUUUAGCUGAAUGUACACAGGAGUGCAAUCUGUUUGUUUUAUAAUAAUGUUUCAUAUGAAAAUUAUGCUUGGAUUUGGACUCUUUAAAGUCUGUGUAAAUUGUGUGUUUUCUUUGCCUUUUAUUUUUUCAAUAAAUAUUUUGCAGUUUGACAGACA
Conger conger (European conger) is the source of this 1717-nucleotide messenger RNA. RefSeq names its product tumor necrosis factor receptor superfamily member 11B-like. Gene Ontology annotation, biological process: signal transduction. Bases 77 to 1294 code for a protein of 405 amino acids. The record is from RefSeq and is a predicted model, not a curated record. The transcript is spliced from 5 exons. Gene Ontology annotation, molecular function: protein binding. Lineage: Eukaryota; Metazoa; Chordata; Actinopteri; Anguilliformes; Congridae.